CGUUGCUUUUCUGUGGGGCGGUCAACUUCCUUCUGUGAUAACGCAUGAUUCAUGCGUCAUUUUGUACAUUCCAAUUAACUGUUUAAAAUUUUUUGAAAGAUGGGUUUGUUACCAUUGGAAUAUACAGACUGUUUGACAGAUACUCCGCAUUAUCGUGAAAAUUUAAGAGCUCACGAGAAGGAAUUAGAAAGGACAAGUCAAGCAAUCAAGGGGUUAAUCAAAGAGGUCAAUAAUCUUUUAGUAGCAGCAAAAGCAUUAUCAAAAGCACAGCGUGGUUUAGCAUCAAAUUUAAUGAAUUUUAGAUUUGAUUGCAUUGGUUCAAGUCAGACGGAUGAUGAAAUAAUCAUUGCUGGUUCACUAAAAGAAUUUGGACGUUUAUUGUGUGUUAUUGAAGAUGAAAGAGAACGGAUGUUGGAUCGGGCUCAAGCAACUUUGAUUGACCCUAUUGAUAAUUUUAGAAAAGGAAAUAUUGGUGCUGCAAAGGAAGGGAAAAAAAAGUUUGAAAAAGAAACCACUAGGUUCUGUCAAUCCUUGGAACGACAUUUGAAUCUCUCUACAAAGAAAAGUGAAAAUCAUUUGCUGGAGGCUGAUGCCUCAUUAGAAAUGGAGCAAAGACAUUUCUUUCAAGCAUCUCUUGAAUAUGCUUCACUGUUGACAAAUAUUCAAGAAAAGAAGAAAUUUGAAUUUGUUGAAACGAUACUGAGUUUUAUGGUUGGGUUAAUGACUUUUUAUCAUCAAGGGUAUGAAGUAGCCAAUGAAUUUAAAACGUUUAUGAACGAUUUGCAAAGAAGGUUACAAAGGACAAGGGAAAAUUUUGAAGCUACUUACAAUGAAGCUGAACAACUUAAACAAAAAACAUUAGAAAAAGCCCAGGAUCCUGGUACAUUAAAUAAAAUGUAUACAAGACAGGGUUAUUUGUUCUUAAUGGAAAAGAAACCUUUGACAACCACAUGGACUAAGCAUUUCUGUCAGUAUCAAAAGUAUCAAAAGAAAUUCUCUAUGAUGCCAUAUUCCCAAACAGUAGGGAAAAUUAUGAAUGGUGAAACUGUUACAGUCAAAGAGUGCAUUGGGCGACAAUGUGACUCAAUUGAUAAAAGAUUCUGCUUUGAUGUAAUUGCUGAAGAUAAACCGAUUCCCUACACAUUUCAAGCUUUAUCAGAUGAGGAUAGAAAGUUAUGGCUUGAUGCCAUGGAUGGUAAAGAGCCUACUGCAAACUUAGCUGGCAAGAAUUUAAAAAAAGAUGGAUUUUCUCUAGAUGAAGCUGGUUUCACUUUUGUUAAGUGGUGCAUCAAUUUUAUAGAAACUAAAGGCCUUACAGAUCAAGGCUUGUAUAGACUUGUUGGUGUAAAUUCUAAGGUUGCUAAAUUAACUCAAAUGGCUUUAGAGCAUAGAGGAACAAAUUUAUCCUCAUUAGAUGAAGAAGAUUUUGAACUAAAGACUGUUACUAGUGCAUUGAAGAACUUUUUUAGAAACCUUCCUGAGCCAUUGCUUACAUUUAGGCUACAUGGUGCAUUUAUCGCUGCUGCCAAACAAGAAAAUAAGGCCCUUAGAAUAAAUAAUAUACAUUCACUAGUGCAUUCACUGUCGAAACCUAACUUUCAAAUGCUAGAAUUAUUAAUACGACAUCUCUUCAAGAUUGCGAAACUGUCUAGUAAGAACUUGAUGACUAUUUCAAAUUUGGGUAUCUGCUUUGGCCCAACAUUAUUACGCCCUGAAGAAGAAACUGUAGCUGCAAUUAUGGAUAUUAAAUUUGGAAACAUUGUUGUAGAAAUUCUUAUCGAAAAUCAUGAAAAAAUAUUCAUGUCUACACCAGAAGUUGAUGCUUUGAGACGUCAACCUCCACCUUAUGUUCCUCCUCCUCAACCCCUGCAUAAAGAUGAUCAUCAAUCUCCACCACUUAAGCAUGCCAAGUCUCCUUCUAGAUCAUCUAUGAUUGAAAACUAUGGUGUUCGAAAUAAUCAAAAUGCAUCUAGUUAUUCCCUUAACUCUUGUACAUCAAACUAUUCACAACCUGUUACUUCAUCUUCUGAACAAAAAGUUAGAUCUGGUAUUGCAAUGUUUAACCCCAUGUGGAAUAAUGGAUUGCCCUCUUGCAACAGUACAGAAUCCCUCUCAUCACGUUUGGGUCCACCUCCUAGACCACCAUUGCCUGAGCACAAAGAUUAUGCUUAUCCUACCACAUGGGCUACAGAACCAGGGUCCCAUAGAUCACCUGCUGGCCCUGAUAAGAAUUGCCAAAAUUAUUUCCUGCCAGAUGAACAUAAAACAACUUCCCCGGUAUCUCAUUCAAGUGCAAUUACUAUAUCUGGAAGAAAAGUGAGAACAUUAUUUGCUUGUCGGGGAGAAAAUGAUAUGGAAUUGUCUUUUGAGCCGAAUGAAAUAAUAUACAACGUAAUUCCAUCACAAGAACCUGGAUGGAUUCGUGGAACUUUAAAAGGAAAAACAGGGCUUGUUCCAGAGAACUAUGUUGAAUAUUUUUCAUGAUGAUUUCAACUCUGAUCAAAUGUUCCAGACAAGGUUGUGUUCCUUACCAUGGGAAAUGUCUUACAUAAUUGUGGUCAACAUCAUUCCUUUAUUAUUGCUCACAGCUCUUCAUCAAAUACUGUUCUAUCAACUCAGGACCAGUUCACAGCUUCACUUUAUUUUUGCAUAUCUUUUCUGAGAUAUAGAUCCAGAACAAAGUCCUCUAAGAAUUAUUUUUAUGUAUAUUGUAAAUAAGUUUUAUAUGUAUUUUAAAGUAUAUUAAAGUAUUUAACUGU
Messenger RNA from Uloborus diversus, 2759 nucleotides. Its product is annotated as rho GTPase-activating protein 26-like. NCBI's taxonomy places the organism in Eukaryota, Metazoa, Arthropoda, Arachnida, Araneae, Uloboridae. Gene Ontology annotation, molecular function: GTPase activator activity; protein binding. Bases 100 to 2484 code for a protein of 794 amino acids. Gene Ontology annotation, biological process: signal transduction. Gene Ontology annotation, cellular component: cytoplasm. The record is from RefSeq and is a predicted model, not a curated record. The transcript has 25 exons.